GUCCUUGCUUACCCCACCUCUUGAAGCUGCCUUCUUACAAGCAAGGCGAGGAAGAAAGAAGCAGCCUCUCCCCAUGAUGGCGGCCACCAUAGACAACAGCAAUGCCGUGCAGGCGACCAAGAAAAAGCAUCUCGGUAUUCCCGAGGCGGUGUUCGUGGAGGAUGUGGACUCUUUCAUGAAGAAGCCGGGCAACGAGACAGCGGACGCGGCUUUAAGGAAGCUGGAUGAGCAAUACCAGAAGUAUAAGUACAUGGAGCUUAACCUAUCGCAGAAGAAACUCCGAUUAAAAAGCCAGAUCCCGCAAAUAAAACAGACACUAGAGAUCCUGAGGCACAUGCAAAAGAAAAAGGAAACCACGGAUCCUAUGGAGACACACUUCUUGUUGGCCGACAACGUUUACUGCAAAGCCUCAGUACCCCCCACCGACAAAGUCUGCCUAUGGUUAGGUGCCAACGUCAUGCUGGAGUACGACAUUGACGAUGCUCAGGCUUUACUGGAGAAGAACCUCUGCACGGCCUCUCGCAAUCUGGAGACUCUGGAAGAUGACCUAGAUUUCCUGCGAGACCAGUUCACCACCACUGAAGUCAACAUGGCGCGAGUCUACAACUGGGAUGUGAAGAGGAGGAGCAAGGAGAACCUCCUAAAGUCCACAGACAAGUCUUAAUCCAGAUAGGACCACUCCUGACCCAUUUCCUGCUAAUGGUAUUCAGUUCAGUCAGUGCAACAAACCCACUCUUACCGCGAGGUGUACCAAGGGCCGGACACUGGCGCUGUGUUUUGGAUUCGGAAUCAAGUCUAGUGUAGCCACGGCAGUCAAUGUUUUUUUUACUUUUUAAAAGUCUAUUUUCAGGUAAAAACAAAUACAAAUUUGUUUGUAUUCUUUGUUCUUUCCUCUCCCCUUUUUGUUUCUCUGUAUUUAUUUGUCCGUCACAGUGCUCCUGAAUUAAAACAUUAAUGAAGAACAGCAAUGGCCA
This is a messenger RNA of Entelurus aequoreus (snake pipefish), 974 nucleotides long. RefSeq names its product von Hippel-Lindau binding protein 1 (gene vbp1). Gene Ontology annotation, molecular function: tubulin binding. Lineage: Eukaryota; Metazoa; Chordata; Actinopteri; Syngnathiformes; Syngnathidae. Gene Ontology annotation, biological process: protein folding; microtubule-based process; tubulin complex assembly. Bases 74 to 664 code for a protein of 196 amino acids. The record is from RefSeq and is a predicted model, not a curated record. Gene Ontology annotation, cellular component: cytoplasm; prefoldin complex. The transcript has 6 exons.